UUAUAAAAGGGCAGACAACGAGGGAGAGACCAAGAUCCUCUGCUUCCUCCGCUUCAUCUCCACCAGCCUAGAGUCGCCAUGACUUGCCGAUCCUCUUGUCUGAGCUCCCGCAGCGGAGCCCGCACCACCAGCUGCUGUGUGUCCGCCCAGAGGCACAGCUUUGGCCGCACCUUCAGCUGCGCCUCGGCCUGCGGGCCCCGGCCCGGCCGCUGCUGCAUCACCGCCGCCCCCUACCGCGGCGUUGCCUGCUACCGCGGCCUCAGCGGGGGCUUCGGCAGCCGCAGCCUCUGUGGCGGAGGCUUCCGCGCCGGCUCUUGCGGGCGCAGCUUUGGCUACCGCUCGGGCGGCGUGUGCAGGCCCAGCGCUCCCGGAAUCACCACUGUGUCCGUUAACGAGAGCCUCCUGACGCCCCUCAACCUGGAGAUCGACCCCAACGCGCAGUGCGUGAAGCACGAGGAGAAGGAGCAGAUCAGAGGCCUCAACAGCAAGUUCGCCGCCUUCAUCGACAAGGUGCGCUUCCUGGAGCAGCAGAACAAGCUGCUGGAGACCAAGCUGCAGUUCAUCCAGAACCGCAAGUGUUGCAAGAGCAACCUGGAGCCGCUGUUCAGCGGCUACAUCGAGACGCUGCGGCGGGAGGCCGAGCACGUGGAGGCCGACAGCGGGCGGCUGGCCUCCGAGCUCAACCGUGUGCAGGAGGCACUGGAGGGCUACAAGAAGAAGUAUGAAGAGGAGGUGGCUCUGAGGGCCACAGCGGAGAACGAGCUUGUCAGAAUCAAGCAGGGGGUCAACGGUGCCUAUGCGUGCAAGGCAGACCUGGAGGCCAAUGCCCACAGUCUGGUGGAGGAGAUAAGUUUCUUGAGGGCCUUGUAUGAGGAGGAGAUCCGCGUGCUGCACGCCCACAUCUCCGACACCUCGGUCGUGGUCAAGAUGGACAACAGCCGGGACCUAAGCAUGGACUCGAUUCUGUCUGAGAUCAAGGCUCAGUACGACGACAUCGCCACCCGCAGCCGGGCUGAGGCCGAGUCCUGGUACCGCAGCAAGUGCGAGGAGAUGAAGGCCACAGUGAUCCGGCACGGGGAGACCCUGCGCCGCACCAAGGAGGAGAUCAACGAGCUGAACCGCAUGAUCCAGAGGCUGACGGCCGAGGUGGAGAACGCCAAGUGCCAGAACACCAAGCUGGAGGCAGCCGUGACGCAGUCUGAGCAGCAGGGUGAAGGGGCACUGAAUGAUGCCAGGAGCAAGCUGGCAGGGCUGGAGGCCGCCCUGCAGAAGGCCAAGCAGGACAUGGCGUGCCUGCUCAAGGAGUACCAGGAGGUGAUGAACUCCAAGCUGGGCCUGGACAUCGAGAUCGCCACCUACCGCCGCCUGCUGGAGGGCGAGGAACACAGGCUAUGUGAAGGCGUCCGUGCUGUGAAUGUCUGUGUGAGCAGCUCCCGGGGUGGAGCUGUGUGUGGGAGCCUCUCCACCACCCGCACCUGUGGCAUCGACUCCCGUGGGAUGGGUGCGGGUGGCAGCUGCUGCAAGAAGUGUUAGGGCUUGAGGCUGUCACCCUCCCGGUGCAGGCCAGGUGGCCCUUCUGUCCUGCCUGGCUACCAGCAGCCUGGGAGCGGGGCGCAGCUGCUGGUUGUCUUCCCUGCUCUGGGUCCCUGCUGUGUGGGCUGUUCCCUGGACUGAGAGCUGCUGAGAGGCGUGACAGGACACGGGGCCACCUGCCCUCAUGAGGGGGACAGCCUCUCCGUGAGCAUCUCCCAGGCCCCUUCCCCCUACCCCUGCUCCCCCCCCCCCCCCGCUUGGUCUCUCACAAGUCCCUUCCUUCCUGCUUUUCUUUGCUGAAAAUAAAGUUGCAAC
Molecule: messenger RNA, 1848 nt
Organism: Oryctolagus cuniculus (rabbit)
Lineage: Eukaryota; Metazoa; Chordata; Mammalia; Lagomorpha; Leporidae
Product: keratin, type II cuticular Hb6-like
Biological process (GO): intermediate filament organization; keratinization
Cellular component (GO): keratin filament
Molecular function (GO): structural constituent of skin epidermis
Source: RefSeq, a predicted model, not a curated record